This is a messenger RNA of Peronospora matthiolae, 1554 nucleotides long. The record is from the annotation of a GenBank genome assembly. NCBI's taxonomy places the organism in Eukaryota, Oomycota, Peronosporomycetes, Peronosporales, Peronosporaceae.
AUGGAAGAUUCCCAGCUACCGUUGGUCCGGUCGGCAAGUGGUGCAUGCGACGCAUGGUCAAGGUUGGAAGACCACUUCGAGAAGAAGAGUCUUGCCAACAAGCUGUUCUUGCGCCGUCGCUUCUUCACGACAAUGAUGGAAGAAGGCGACGAUGUGCUCGAACACAUCAACAAGCUCAAGACGCUGGCGGAACAGCUAGAAGCGGUGGGGGCUCCAGUCUGCGAGGACGAUCUGGUGAUCACACUCCUCGGCAGCCUGAGUGACUCGUAUCAAUUCUUGAUCACAGCUUUGGAGUCGCGCUCAGACACUCUUAGCUGGGAGCUCGUGACGUCUCGACUGCUUCAUGAAGAAAUGAAGCGGAAGGAGCAAGGAAGUAAAGGUGAUGAAGCUUCGCAAGGUCAAGCGUUCAUCACAAGGGACAAUCAGCGCAAAGGGCGACCAGUGAAGAAGUCCUGGCCGUGCCACAAUUGCGGAAAGAUUGGUCACUGGAUGGCGGAGUGCCCCUCGCGCAUCCAAGAAAACACGGAGAGACACCGGCCACAGCGUGCUCAAGACAGCGGCGACCGCUAUCGAUCACAACGUGCAAACGUCGCUCAAGAAGAAGACUCGGGCGACUACCUCUUUUCGAUCGGUGAAACGACAUCUGCGAAAUCGAGCGACAUCUGGCUGGUCGACUCCGGGGCGACGCAGCACAUGACGUGCUCCAAGAAGUUCAUGCGGAACUACAAGGGGUUUGACGCUGUGGAUGUCCAUCUCGCGGAUGACGGAAUCGUCCAAGCAAUCGGCAGUGGGGACAUUGUCAUGUCGAUGAAGACACCCCCAAGGGAUGAAGAAAGAAACCUGUUCUCGGUCGGCCGCUUCACCAAGGAUGUCGGCCCAGUGACGUUCACGAAGGAUGGGUGCUAUGGAGAAGCGAAAGGGACCAAGUGGAAAAUUGGUGCCCGUGAAGGUAAAGGACUGUUCAAGCUGCAAAUGACUCCAGUGGCGCCGGAACAAGCAAAUGCAGCCAAGUCGUCGGGAUGUCAAGGGGGCACCAAGUCGUACCUCUGGCACCUUCGGCUUGGCCACAUAGGUCACGAUGGACUCAAUUGCAUCGUGACGAAGAACAUUGGAAUUGGCAUCGACAUAUCUUCGGUGAAGAAGUGGGACGUGUGUGAAGGUUGUGCUCUGGGAAAACAGACUCGAGUGCGCUUCCAAUCAAACACUACAGCUCGCACCUCCAAACUCCUCGAAGUGAUUCACAGCGACGUAUGCGGACCGAUGUCGAUGGCAACUUUCAGUGGAAAACGGUACUUCGUGACAUUCAUUGAUGACAAGUCAAGAUACUGUGUCGUCUAUCUGCUCAAGAGCAAAUCUGAAGUUGCGGCGAAGUUCAUGGAAUACGCUGCGAUGGCCGAAACGCAAACCGGAAAGCGCGUGAAGUACCUUCAAAGCGACAAUGGGGGUGAAUACAAGUCCGACAAGCUGGCACGAUUCUGCGCGGAACGGGGGAAUACAACAAGGUUCACACCCCCCAUAUACUCCUCAGCUAAACGGAGUAAGCUGAGAGAAUGA